Molecule: messenger RNA, 1447 nt
Organism: Lolium perenne
Lineage: Eukaryota; Viridiplantae; Streptophyta; Magnoliopsida; Poales; Poaceae
Product: MADS-box transcription factor 34
Biological process (GO): positive regulation of transcription by RNA polymerase II
Cellular component (GO): nucleus
Molecular function (GO): RNA polymerase II transcription regulatory region sequence-specific DNA binding; DNA-binding transcription factor activity; protein dimerization activity
Source: RefSeq, a predicted model, not a curated record
UAAGCUAGGGCGAGUGCGAGAGCCGAGAUCCAAUCCGAUCUGUACCCCACGAAAGGGAAAGGAAAAAGAUUCUUGCCUUGCCCCGCCCCGCCUCCCUCUCCUCGGCAAAGCUAUACAACACCACCACCACAGCCACAGAGCCACAGCCAGUCGCCCGGCACAACUGCAGCCUGACCAGGGCCCUCAAAGAAAACAAAUCUAGGACAAUCAAGCUGCUGCUAGCUAGGAUUAGCGUUGCGUGAGAGCGAGGAAUCGAGCCAAAUCUCAUGCCAACCUAGCCAUCUUCUCCUAGCUAGCUAGCCAGUGCGAGAAGCGAGCAGAGAGAUCGUGUUGUAGUGGUGGUUGCUGAAUUCCGUAGACCUCAGUUUGCCGAUUUUGAGACCGGUCGAGAUUUUGAGAGAGAGGCGCGCGGGGGAGGGAUCAGAGACCGGAGAUGGGUCGCGGCAAGGUGGUGCUGCAGCGGAUCGAGAACAAGAUCAGCCGGCAGGUGACCUUCGCCAAGCGCCGCAACGGCCUGCUCAAGAAGGCCUACGAGCUCUCCAUCCUCUGCGACGCCGAGGUCGCGCUCGUCCUCUUCUCCCACGCCGGCCGCCUCUACCAGUUCUCCUCAUCCUCCAACAUGCUUAAGACCCUUGAGAGGUAUCAGAGGCACAUUUUUGCUUCGCAAGAUGCCGUGGUGCCGACAAGCGAUGAGAUGCAGAAUAAUUAUCUGGAAUAUAUGGAGCUGAAGGCAAGAGUUGAGGUUUUACAACACUCUCAAAGGAAUCUACUAGGCGAUGAUUUGGCUCCACUCAAUACAUCCGAGCUGGAUCAGCUUGAGAGUCAAGUAGGCAAGACCUUGAGGCAAAUAAGGUCAAGAAAGACUCAGGUACUACUCGAUGAGCUCUGCGACCUGAAGAGGAAGGAACACAUGUUAGAGGACGCAAACUUGACCCUGAAAAGGAAGCUGGACGAGAUGGAGGUGGACGCGGCACCUCCUCCUCCGCCGCCGCCGCAGCAGCAGCAGCUGCCGUGGCAGAACGACCACGGCGUGGCCGUGCCGUCCUACGCGCCGCCACAGCCAGACCACUUUUUCCAGGCCCUGGAGUGCAGCCCGUCCCUGCAGCCUGCAUUUCGCUGCAUGGAUGUGAACCAGCCGCCGCCCGCAUGGAUGGCAUAGCGCUAGGUUGAUCGAGCUACCGUUUCAGAUCAACAGAGUCCUUUCCUGCCCGUGUGUCCUACUGUCCUGCGUCUCCGCUCCUAUAUAUAUCGGCUGCUUUUGUGGUUCCUUUUCAAAGAGCUUGCCCGACUUGCCUUUAAGUAAUGUGUACAGGGCUUUGUCUUAUUUGUUACUAGCAAGUGUUAUUUUGCUCAGUUUGUUCAGAAAAGGCGAAAACGGUUUUCCUUUUGGGAUUUUAUUACAUCAGCUUACAUAAUAAACCUUCCCCGGCCCGGCUGGGGCAUGGCA